Messenger RNA from Lepus europaeus (European hare), 3477 nucleotides. It is a transcript of the gene PPP4R4, whose product is annotated as protein phosphatase 4 regulatory subunit 4. Gene Ontology annotation, molecular function: protein phosphatase regulator activity. The transcript has 25 exons. The record is from RefSeq and is a predicted model, not a curated record. Lineage: Eukaryota; Metazoa; Chordata; Mammalia; Lagomorpha; Leporidae. The coding region runs from base 27 to 2645 and encodes 872 amino acids. Gene Ontology annotation, cellular component: cytosol; protein serine/threonine phosphatase complex.
CGGGCGGCGACGGGGCCCGGCGGUCCAUGCAUCCGCCGCCGGCCGCCGCGAUGGAUUUCAGUCAGAACAGCCUGUUCGGCUACAUGGAGGACCUGCAGGAGCUCACCAUCAUCGAGAGGCCGGUCCGCCGGAGCCUCAAGACACCAGAAGAAAUAGAAAAACUGACAGUUGACGAAGACCUCAGUGACAUCGAAAGGGCUGUCUAUCUGCUCAGUGCUGGUCAAGAUAUCCAAGGAACAAGUGUGAUUGCAAAUCUUCCGUUUUUGAUGCGACAGAAUCCUGCUGAGACGCUUCGGAGAGUCUUGCCAAAAGUCAGAGAAGUGCUCCAUGUUGCGGGAGUGGAAAUGCAGUUAGCGGCUGCAGUGUCAUUUCUGACCAUCCUGCAGGAAGAAUCAGUGUCAGUUCAUGCGUACGCCCACUCUUUCCUGCAAGUCAUCCUGCUGCAUCUGGAGCACAGGGACACAGGUGUCAGCAAUGCGUGGCUGGAAACCCUUCUGUCUAUGAUAGAAGUAUUGCCAAAAGAAACCCUCAGGCACGAGAUUUUGAAUCCACUGGUUUCCAAGGCACAACUUUCUCAAACAGUCCAGUCUCGUUUAGUUAGUUGCAAAAUUUUAGGAAAAUUGACCAACAAAUUUGAUGCCCACACCAUUAAAAGAGAAAUCCUUCCCCUGGUAAAAUCACUCUGUCAAGAUGUAGAAUAUGAAGUUCGAUCUUGUAUGUGUCGACAGUUAGAAAAUAUAGCUCAGGGCAUUGGGACAGAACUGACAAAAAGUGUAGUGCUCCCUGAAUUAAUAGAACUCUCUAGGGACGAAGGCAGCAGCGUGCGACUUGCAGCUUUUGAAACUUUGGUUAAUCUGCUUGACGUAUUUGACACAGAUGACAGAAGUCAAACUAUACUUCCCUUAGUGAAAUCAUUUUGUGAAAAAUCUUUCAAAGCAGAUGAAUCAAUUCUUAUUUCUUUAUCUUUCCAUUUAGGAAAACUAUGCCACGGACUAUAUGGAAUUUUUACUCCCGAUCAACAUUUGCGAUUUUUGGAGUUUUAUAAGAAACUUUGUACAUUGGGUUUGCAACAAGAAAAUGGGCACAAUGAAAGCCAGGUUCCUAGUCAAGUCCUAGAGCAAGAGAAGAAAUAUGUAACAGUCCGCAAGAACUGUGCUUACAACUUCCCGGCCAUGAUUGUUUUUGUUGAUCCUAAAAACUUCCACAUGGAACUCUAUUCUACAUUCUUCUGCCUUUGUCAUGACCCUGAAGUCCCAGUCAGAUACACUAUUGCUAUUUGCUUUUAUGAAGUAUCUAAACUUCUGAAUUCUGGAGUCUAUUUAAUACAUAAAGAACUAAUAACAUUAUUACAAGAUGAAUCACUGGAGGUGCUAGGUGCUCUGAUAGAGCAUCUCCCAGAAACCCUGGAGCUUAUGUCUGCUGGUGGAGAAAGCAGUGUUCAAGAAAAUAAGUUAUCCUCGCUGCCUGACUUGAUUCCGGCACUCACAGCUGCUGAACAGCGAGCGGCAGCCUCUUUAAAGUGGAGAACUCAUGAGAAGCUGCUGCAGAAAUACGCCUGUCUGCCACACGUCAUAUCGAGUGAUCAGAUCUAUUAUCGCUUCUUGCAGAGAAUGUUCACAAUCAUGAUGACCAAUAAUGUCUUACCUGUUCAAAAGGCAGCUUCACGAACUCUCUGCAUUUUUCUACGUUACAACCGUAAACAAGAACAGAGACAAGAGGUCAUUCAAAAAUUAAUUGAACAACUAGGUCAAGGAAAAAGUUACUGGAAUAGACUUCGAUUUUUGGAUACCUGUGAAUUUAUCAUAGAGAUCUUUUCCAAAUCAUUUUUCUGUAAAUAUUUCUUUCUACCUGCUAUUGAACUGACACACGAUCCAGUAGCAAAUGUGAGAAUGAAACUCUGCUACCUAUUGCCCAAAGUGAAAUCUACUCUGAAGAUUCCUGCAGAUAAGCACCUGCUUCAGCAGUUAGAAAUGUGUGUGAGGAAACUCCUGUGUCAAGAAAAAGACAAAGAUGUUCUGGCUAUUGUGAAAAGAACUGUCUUGGAGUUGGACAGGAUGGAAAUGUCCAUGGACGCCUUUCAGAAAAAGUUUUAUGAGAAAGAUUUGUUGGAUCAAGAGAAAGAAAGAGAAGAGCUGCUUCUUUUGGAAAUGGAACAAUUAGAAAAGGAGAAGCAACAGAGCGAUGGACGGCCCGUGAGUGAUAAGAUCUUUGAAAAGAAACGUAGAGACACUAAAACACCGACACAAAAUCUGCCCAAGAGCAUCCCCGUUUCUGCUCCUGCACCUGCGUCUAGCAACCCAUCGACAAGCAAAGAAAUCAAGAAAUCCAAAUUGAUUCGAAGCCAGUCUUUUAACAAUCACGCUUUUCAGGCGAAAUAUGGCAACCUAGACAAGUGUGCUAGUAAAAGUUCCCCAGCAGGAUACACACCCUCUGCCUCAGGACUAGCAAAGACUCCCGUGCUUUCCUUAACUGAUGAUUCAUUCCGGACUCGCAGUGCCGGGAGUGUCCCGACGUCCUUUUCCCCUGCGGCUCCCCUGCCGAGUGCCUCCCGCGGGACAGGGAGCCCAGGGGACCCGAAGAGCAGCGGCAGCAAAGACGCACAGCCGCGGAAGGCCUCCCUAAAAUCUCGAAAAUCCAAUCCUUAAGCCCACUGCCCGACGAAGGAGGCGGGGCAGGGCUGGAGACGCAGCGGCGGGCAGCAGCUACAGCGGCGGCCGGGCUUUCUGUUUUUUACUUUCUUUCUUUUUCUUUUUUUUUAAUGAAUGGAGAAAGCGACAUAAUGGCAGCUGAUGUUAAACCUUCCAUAUUUGGAAUUAGAUUCCUAGGAGGUACAGUAUACGUUUCUUGAAUAAUGUGGUUCCAGAAUUCCAGUGUUCAGUGAAGAGCAAGCUGAGGUAUGUGCCAUGCGCUGCGAGAGAGACAAGCCUGCCUCAGGCUGUGCAGGACGCCGGCGACGCGCCUGCCCUGUUGUGUCUGCAUCCUAGAAGUUGUGGGGAAGUCCGAAUCGGCUGACUUAGCCCUGCAGGGGGACUCGGCGGGGUUGGAGGGAGGCUGUGCUCUCCUGGGGGACUCUCCAUCCCACUGGGAAGUCCUGCCGAGAGGGGAGCGAGCAGUGUCGGGGGUGUAUUGGUCCUGUGAUUGUCGUGCUGACGUGUUGUACCCGGGCUUUCCCAAGUUCGAAUUUGAUGGUGAAGAUUCUACCAGGAUUUCUGAAAGCUCUGAGCUAUAAAUACCUGAAAAAUAAUAGAUGGGUGAUUUUCCUUAUUUCCUAGAAGAAUUUAUUUUAUAAAUAAUUUGUUUACAUUUUAGGUUGUAUUUGUCCUCACUUAAUUUAAAAUGAUGAAUCUAGUUUGAAUCAGCUGUUAUUCCAAGCUAUCAUGCUUAAGCUAUGUCAACAGCACUUAUUUGUACUAAUGCUAAUAUUUCCAUCAAAAUUUGCCUGUGGAACAUGUACGGUUCUUAAUUUUAAAAUGUCAG